Molecule: messenger RNA, 527 nt
Organism: Hibiscus syriacus
Lineage: Eukaryota; Viridiplantae; Streptophyta; Magnoliopsida; Malvales; Malvaceae
Product: pentatricopeptide repeat-containing protein At5g15340, mitochondrial-like
Exons: 1
Coding region: 174-503 (109 amino acids)
Molecular function (GO): zinc ion binding
Source: RefSeq, a predicted model, not a curated record
GCAUUGGCUGGGAAGCCGGACAAAGCGAAUGCUCUUCGGAGAGUAAUUAAAACUAAAGGAAUUAGGAAGAUUCCUGGAAUGAGUUCUAUCCAUGUAGAUAGCCAACUUCAUCAAUAUAUGUAGGUGAUAAAUCUUACCCAAAAACCCAGGAAAUUUAUAUCGUCUAAGAAGAUAUGAUUCGAAGGUUGCAAUUGGCCGGAUAUGUUCCGAAUCUGGCUGCACAAGUGUUUCCUGAUUCUGAUGGUGUGGAAGAUGCUGGGGUCAGUUUGGAGAAGGAGCAGGCACUGUUUUCGCACAGCGAGAAGCUGGCAGUCUGUUUUGGACUUUUAAGCACAAAACCUGGUAAGCCUCUGUAUAUUUUCAAGAACUUACGACUAUGCCAUGACUGUCAUGCCGCCAUUAAGAUUGUUUCGAAGAUCUAUGACCGGGAAAUUGCAGUCCGAGAUCAGAACCGGUUUCAUUGUUUUAAGGAGGGAUCAUGUUCUUGUUGUGAUUUCUGGUAACCAUUGACUGUUAUAAUCUAAACA